This is a messenger RNA of Magallana angulata, 2467 nucleotides long. Its product is annotated as protein asteroid homolog 1-like. The coding region runs from base 35 to 2197 and encodes 720 amino acids. The record is from RefSeq and is a predicted model, not a curated record. NCBI's taxonomy places the organism in Eukaryota, Metazoa, Mollusca, Bivalvia, Ostreida, Ostreidae. The transcript has a single exon.
ACAUAGAACAACAACAACAACAUCACAGUGAAACAUGGGAAUUCCAGGACUUACAACCUUCGUUAAUUGCAAUCCACAACUUACGAAGGAAUUUCCGCUGCAUUCAACAAGGCUUGUUAUAGAUGGCAAUAGCCUGUAUCAUUUCAUUUUUGAAGAUACCCGUAUGGAUUUCUAUCAUGGCGGGGAUUAUGAUCAGUAUGCGUUUGAAAUCACAGAAUUCUUUAGACUCCUUCACUCCUGCAACAUCGAGCUUUAUGUUGUGUUUGAUGGUGGUACAUGUAAUGAUCCAAAUGACAUAAAAUUUCAAACAAUACAAAAGAGAAUGAAGCAGAAACUUGAAAACGCCAUGCGAAUUGCUAGUGGACUUCGAGGCAAGAAAAGAGUUAUGCCAAUCCUUGCAUUUGAUACUUUUAAAGCAGUUUUGAAGAAACUGAGCAUACCAUUUGCAGUGUGUGAUUUCGAGGCUGACAAAGAAAUUGCAAUGCUUGCAAAUACGUUGAACUGUCCUGUUCUAUCAAACGAUAGUGAUUUCUUUAUUUUUCCAUUGACGGGCGGAUUUAUUAGUUUUGACAAAGUAAUUUUCAGUUUACAAGAAAUUAAAGGGGAGAAUAACAGCGUGGAACAUUUUCUUCCUGCCAGACUCUAUCAUGUUGAUAAUUUCUUUCCGUCUUUGGGGAAAGAAGUUCUUCCAUUGUUAGCUGCCCUCCUUGGAAAUGAUUAUAUCGACAAAGAUGUGUUUAAAUCUUUCAAUGAUUCAAUCCAGUCAAAUGAAUGUAAAACACAGGAUUGGAAAUCACCUGGUGACAAGAGGACUCUCAAAGUUGUUCUUUGGUUACAAGGGUUGAACUCAUAUAGUGAAGGCAUAAAAGAAAUCAUAUCGAAAGCAGGGUCACAAAAUGAGAAAACUAUUUCAUCGGCUCUAGAAACAAUUAUUGAAACAUUUCAAGCAAAUGUACCGGAAACUGAAUCUUCUCUAUAUUCAUACUUCAUGGGAAAAGAACAGAUAGGUGAAAAUCAAAUAAGACGUGUUAAUGGAUCCGUGAUUCCCAUGUGGUAUCUUUCUCAUCACAGAAAAGGGUCGCUAUCUCCAAAUUGUUUGGACAUUAUUACAUUACACAGAAAGUUUUUAAGUCCUCAGGUAGAAGAUCCAAACUCAUUAGCUUCCUCUUAUCAAUCUAGCGUAAACCUAAGAAAAUAUAUGUAUGGAAUAUUGCUCUCAGAGGACAGUGCCGAUUUUGAGACAAAUGGAGCCUGGGGAUUACAAGCAAACAUGAAAAGUGUUGUUAAGGAGUUUGAUAGAAGAGGAGAUAUAAUUAUUAGUCAGGUUAUAAACCCUGUAAAACUUGAGACCUAUUCUGGCAAAUCGAUUAAACUAUCAGAUAUUCCAGACCUAUCCCGAAAUGAGAAAAAAAAUCUACUUCGCAUGAUUUUAGAUAUACCUUGUUUUAACAUUGAUCAUAUGACACCAGAUCUUGAACUAAUUCUUGGAUUAGUUAUAUUUUGGAUAAAGAAUUCCCAGCGAAAGGUAACCAUUUCCCAUAUGCAAAGUGUCCUGGUUUGUUUGAUAAUGCUAAAAGUAAAGUGGGCUCUUAUGUACCCUGCUUCAAUCGGGUGUGAUAAAAAUUUGAUAGAAGCUGCAGUAUUUGGCAUAAAAACUAAAACUUUAAAAAUCGUCAAUGAAAAACUAUAUAAGUAUAGUAAAUAUACAAAGUCUAGAACAUCUCGAGUAGACUGUGGUCUAAUCCAUGGCUUUGCACAGUUUCAGACUUGCAUUUUGGCUACUAUGCAUUUGAAUUCUCUUUUGCUGGACCCCUUUCCAGGUCCAUACAUACCACACAUAUUUUCAGGAACUUUUCUAUAUAACUUUUGCAAAGAACUCCAUAGAAGAAGAGAUCCUGAUCAAUUUAUAUAUGAAAUGCUAUCAAAGAAUUCAAAUCUUAUACAGAUUUAUCAAUGCCUCUUUGAUGCUGUCAAUAAAGCUGUAGGCCCAACUGCAUUUAGAUAUACAGAGAACAGAUAUCAUUAUAGCGAAUACACUCCAUACGGAGGAAAACUGCAUGAUGGAAAAUGUUUACCACACAUAAAUGAAUCUGUUGAAAAUUGUUCAAUGCCUGUCUUUUUGAGGAAAACUAGAAUAAGGCUAAAACGAAAAGAUCAAGUGCAACAGAUGUUGCUAUGCACUGAUUUUGAAUUGUAAAUUUAAAAAAAAAUCAUUGGAAGAAAACCUGUUGUUAAAAGCUAUAAGAUCUUGACCUUACACCCGUAUGAGUACAUGUAUUUAUCUGUCCGUGCACGUAAGUGAUACUAAUGAAACAACCAGUGAUUUCAUCUUGUACAAGAAUGUGAAAACAUCAAAACGUUGAACCACUUCACGAAACUUUAAUCGAUUUUAUACAAUCAAAUGUGUUGCUGUGUCGGUUCGAUGAAUAAUGUAUUUCUCGGGUACCUAAUCAUCAUAAGGAUCGGG